Molecule: messenger RNA, 1215 nt
Organism: Vitis riparia (riverbank grape)
Lineage: Eukaryota; Viridiplantae; Streptophyta; Magnoliopsida; Vitales; Vitaceae
Product: G-type lectin S-receptor-like serine/threonine-protein kinase RKS1
Exons: 6
Coding region: 1-1215 (404 amino acids)
Biological process (GO): protein phosphorylation; recognition of pollen
Molecular function (GO): protein kinase activity; ATP binding
Source: RefSeq, a predicted model, not a curated record
AUGGCUUCUGGUGCAUCCUUCUCUUCCACCAACAAUCCUAUCACCAUCCAAAACUCUCAAGAUCCUCAAGAUCCCCUCCUUACAAUCAAUCUCUCCAAUAUCACCAAAUUGUCAUCCAUCAAUUAUCUCACAUGGAGCCUUCAAAUCCAAUCUCUUCUUGAAGGUUAUGAUCUUCAUCACUUCAUUGAUGGCGCUCAUACUCCACCACCACCCACUGUCACUAUCACUUGUGUUGCAUCCCCAAAUCCAGUAUACACAACUUGGAAGCUUUUCUCCCUGGAGCAUGACCCUAAUGGAACUAGCCAGAUUUUAUCUUGCAAGGGAACAACAGGUACUGGACUAGUGGCGUCCGGGAUGGGCAGAGUGGUCCUGGAUGUGUCAGGGCAGAUUAGGCAAAUGACAUGGAUUGAAGACACUCAUCAAUGGAAAUUGUUUUGGUCUCAACCCAGAACACAAUGUCAGGUUUAUGCUUACUGUGGGCCUUCUAGAAUCUGCAAUCUGGAUUCCUAUGAGUAUUGUGAAUAUUUGCCUGGUUUUGAACCUCGCUCCCAGAAACUGGGAAUUGCAAGACAGAUCUGGAGGACUGCCCGAGUAUCCACUAACAUUGCAAGCAAGAGUGCCAUGGAUUGCGAGUCAGCCAGCCUGAAUAACUGCUCUUGCUCUGCUUAUGCUUAUGACAGCGAGGAGUGUACAGUAUGGAGUGGAGAUCUUCUAAACCUGCAACAGCUAUCAGAAUCUGACAAUAAUGCUGGAGAUUUCCAUCUCAAACUUGCUGACUCUGAGCAAAAUAGGAGAGGGGAAGAUUUGUUACUGUUUGAUUUCAGUGACAGCUCAGAAGAUACCAACCAUGAACUUAGUGAGGCAAAUAAAGGUUGGAGAGGAGAGAAGAAGGAAGUUGAUUUGCCAAUGUUCAGUUUUGCGAGUGUAUCUGCUGCUACCAAUAACUUCUCUAUUGAAAAUAAACUAAGAGAGGGAGGUUUUGGACCAGUUUAUAAGGGAAAGUCACAAAGAGGAUAUGAGGUAGCUGUGAAAAGACUUUCAAAAAGGUCUAGACAGGGUUGGGAGGAGUUAAAAAAUGAAACCAUGCUUAUAGCCAAGCUCCAACAUAAGAAUCUUGUUAGACUUUUGGGCUGCUGCAUUGAGCUAGAUGAGAAGAUACUGAUUUAUGAGUAUAUGCCCAAUAAAAGCUUAGAUUUCUUCCUUUCUGGUUUGUAG